Molecule: messenger RNA, 3709 nt
Organism: Notolabrus celidotus (New Zealand spotty)
Lineage: Eukaryota; Metazoa; Chordata; Actinopteri; Labriformes; Labridae
Gene: hspa4a
Product: heat shock protein 4a
Exons: 19
Coding region: 436-2952 (838 amino acids)
Biological process (GO): protein folding
Cellular component (GO): nucleus; cytosol
Molecular function (GO): ATP binding; ATP-dependent protein folding chaperone
Source: RefSeq, a predicted model, not a curated record
UUCAUUCAACAAAUCAGGAAAUUAUUAAUUUGUCCUAAUAUACUUCUCAGCACAUGUUAAAGCCGAAUUUGUCUCAAAAUGAAGAGAAACUUCAUGAUUUUUCUCCAUAGGCAGGGAAAUGGGCUCACAUGGUUUUAGAAAGGUCCAGAUAUAUCUAGAACACUGCAGAUCUCGCGAGACUUCGCUGAGAGCCGGCGAGAAGACGCUAAAACCACCUUACUGCUGCUGCAGCCUGCACGAGACCCUGCGAGACCAGAGAGAGAGAGAGAGAGAGAGAGAGACCGGCGAGAAUCAGAGGGGAGAGGAUUAUGUCGAGGAGUCUCCCCAACACAAACACCUGAUUACUGUCUAACUCUCCCAGCAGGCUGAACCUCUGCGUCUGUUUGUUUCUGUACGUGAAGGGAACGAGACCAGGAGGAGUCCGGACCGUGUAAGAUGUCGGUGGUGGGAUUUGAUCUGGGCUUUCAGAGCUGCUAUGUAGCUGUUGCCCGAGCCGGGGGGAUCGAGACUGUGGCCAACGAGUACAGCGACAGAUGCACACCGUCAUUUGUUUCAUUUGGACCAAGAAACCGAUCUAUAGGAGCAGCUGCAAAGAGCCAGGUGGUGACCAACUGUCGAAACACGGUGCAGGGCUUCAAGCGCUUCCAUGGCCGGGCGUUCUCAGACCCGUACAUCCAGUCAGCCAAGACUAAUUUGGUGUACGACCUGGCACAGACGUCCUCUGGAUCCACCGGCAUCAAAGUGAUGUACAUGGAGGAGGAGAAAGUGUUCAGCAUCGAGCAGGUCACCGGCAUGCUGCUGACCAAGCUGAAGGAGACUGCUGAAAGUGCGCUGAAGAAGCCCGUUGCAGACUGCGUCAUCUCGGUCCCGAGUUAUUUCACUGACGCUGAGAGACGGUCAGUGAUGGAUGCAGCGCAGAUCGCAGGCCUCAACUGUUUACGGCUAAUGAAUGAGACCACUGCAGUGACUCUGGCGUACGGCAUCUACAAACAGGACCUGCCCGCUCCAGAAGAGAAGCCCAGGACUGUGGUGUUUGUAGACCUGGGCCACUCGGGUUACCAGGUGUCAGUUUGUGCCUUCAACAAGGGAAAGCUGAAGAUCCUUGCCUCAGCGUUUGAUUCUGAGCUUGGCGGGAAGGACUUUGAUGAAAUCCUGGUCGGGCACUUCUGUGAGGAGUUUGGGAAGAAGUACAAACUGGACGUGAAGACCAAACCCAGAGCUCUCGUCAGACUCUACCAAGAGUGUGAGAAGCUGAAGAAGCUGAUGAGCGCGAACUCCUCAGACCUUCCUCUCAACAUCGAGUGCUUCAUGAACGACAUCGACGUGUCUGGUAAACUGAACAGAGGUCAGUUUGAAGAGAUGUGCGCGGGGCUGCUGGCCAAGGUAGAGGGUCCCCUGCGCAGCGUCAUGGAACAAGCCAAGCUGAAAAAGGAGGACAUCUACGCCGUGGAGAUCGUCGGAGCUGCGUCCAGAAUCCCCUCCAUCAAAGAGAGGAUCACUAAAUUCUUCGGCAAAGAGUUGAGCACCACCCUGAAUGCAGACGAGGCCGUGGCCAGAGGCUGCGCUCUGCAGUGUGCGAUCCUGUCACCAGCAUUCAAAGUCAGAGAGUUCUCCAUCACAGACGUCGUCCCCUAUCCCAUCUCCCUGAAAUGGAACUCAGCCGCAGAGGAGGGACUGAGUGAUUGUGAGGUUUUCCCAAAGAACCAUGCCGCUCCCUUCUCCAAAGUUCUGACCUUCUUCAGGAAAGAGCCCUUCACCCUCGAAGCAUACUACAACAACAUGAAGGAGCUGCCCUACCCCAGCAGCACCAUAGGUCAGUUCCUGGUCCAGAACGUCGUCCCUCAGGCGUCCGGAGAGAGUGCAAAGGUGAAGGUGAAAGUGCGAGUCAACGUUCACGGCGUCUUCAGUGUGUCCAGCGCUUCACUGGUGGAGGUUCUGAAAGCAGGAGAGGGAGAGGAGCCGAUGGAGACGGAGCAGACAGGGAAGGAGGAGGAGAACAAAAUGCAGGUGGACCAGGAGGAUCAGAAACUUCUGGCUGGGGACAGUGGAGACAAGAAAUCAGAGGCGGAGGAGAUGGAGACGACGACAGACGACGCGAAUAAAGAGAAGAAGAACGACCAGCCCCCUCAGGCCAAGAAGCCCAAAGUGAAGACGAAGACCGUGGAGCUGCCCAUCGAGAACACUUUGCACUGGCAGCUGUCCAACGACGUCCUCAACAUGUUUGUAGAGAACGAGGGGAAGAUGAUUAUGCAGGAUAAACUGGAGAAGGAGAGGAACGAUGCCAAGAACUACGUGGAAGAGUACGUGUACGAGAUGAGAGACAAGCUUCACGGCGUCCUGGAGAAGUUUGUGAAUGAGGCUGAUCGAGACACGUUCUCAUUAAAACUGGAGGACACAGAGAACUGGCUUUAUGAAGACGGGGAGGACCAGCAGAAACAAGUUUACAUCGACAAACUGGCUGAGCUCAAGAAAAUGGGCCAGCCGAUCUUGGCGCGGUACGUUGAGUCUGUGGAGAGGCCGAAGAUGUUUGAGGAGCUGGGCAGACAGAUGCAGAUGUACAUGAAGAUCAUCGAGGCGUACAAAGCAAAGGAAGAGCAGUACAACCACCUGGACGAGCUGGAGGUGACCCGGGCGGACAAGCAGGUGAACGACGCCAUGGUGUGGAUGAACGGGAAGAUGAACCAGCAGAACAACCAGGACCUGACUCUGGACCCGGUGGUCAAAGUGUCAGAGAUCCAGGCUAAGAUUAAGGAGCUUUAUUCAGCCUGUAACCCGGUGGUGUCCAAACCAAAGCCCAGGGUGGAGCCUCCCAAAGAGGAGAAGACUGAGAACGGGCCGGUCAACGGGCAGGAGGGAACAGAGAACCAGCCGUGUAACCCCGACAAAGCCGCCUCGGCCGGCACAGAGCAGGGGACGGCGGAGAACAAGCUCCCUGAAAUGGACAUCGACUAACUGUCACUGCUGCUGACUUCACCUCCGUUAUUCCUGCUGCUCACCUUCGAUUCUGUUCUUCUUCUGGGGUUGUCAUUGACGUUGCAGUAGCCGCUCUCUUGAAGACGCUGUCAGCAGUUAUCAUAGGACUCAUCACUCAGCCUCCCCGGCAUGUCAUGUCUCAAUUUCUCUGACAAAUACACAAAUAUUGCUUAAUAUUGAUAAACUCUGGACGAUUUUAUGAGCUAAAAGUUGUGAGUGUGGGAUGAAAACUCUUUCUCUGUGUUGAAUUAUGUUAAAGAUUGUUUUGUUCAGGAUCUUCUGAACAUAUUUAAUCUCUGAAUGUCAGAUUUGAUGAAUUCUAGGCGAGUGGUCGUGCAGAAGAGACGUAGUCAUGAAUGCAGGAUACAUGAAAAUGUAAAAUAUUGCAGUAUGUCAAAAUAAGAUCUAGAUCAGUUUCACAUGUAAACACAGAUUGAUGAAUAGUGCUGUUUUAUUUCCACUGUAUGUGCUGAGUCAUGGUAAGUUUAAGGGACAGGGGCAGAGUGUGUUCAGUUUAAUGUACUGUAUGUUUAACGUAGAGAGUUAAUGUCAUGCAGGGUUUCAUGGUCUGGCUUUCUCUCACUCAGCGGUCCGUCGGUCGUUCUCUGGUAGCCUUGUAUUGUUUUGUUUUUUUACUUAACAGUGUGAAUGCUGGUCCAGCUAAACGCCUUCUGGGUGCUGCUGUUGUUGCCACGUCACCAUAAAGAAGCAGAAAUAAAUCUUGUCAAAAAAUGCA